Bacillus rossius redtenbacheri is the source of this 1718-nucleotide messenger RNA. Its product is annotated as dnaJ protein homolog 1-like. Bases 524 to 1483 code for a protein of 319 amino acids. Gene Ontology annotation, molecular function: protein-folding chaperone binding. The transcript has 3 exons. Gene Ontology annotation, cellular component: cytosol. Lineage: Eukaryota; Metazoa; Arthropoda; Insecta; Phasmatodea; Bacillidae. The record is from RefSeq and is a predicted model, not a curated record.
GUACCAUUGCACUACAGUAACGAGAGCGCGAUAGUGCGUGCUAUCGACUUCUGUCGCCAGAUCGUCUUUCCCGCGUUUCGCGACAUACGACACGUCCCUUAUCGACAACGCUUCUGGAGUUGUUCAGAGACAGCGAGAUAUCUAUCUUUCUCUACUCCACGCAUCUCGGAUGCGUAUGCGAAAUCGGAGAGCGAACUGCGGAAAUGAGAUAUUAUCAGUUUUUUUUUGUGCCUCGGUAGGAAACAAAAGAAAUGAAAGUAAGUUCCCAGUCUAAUUUCUAGAUCCCGAGUCUCGGUUCAGUUGAACACGGAGCGCCGUCUCACGCGAGUGUCGGUGUGCGUGGCUGUCGUCCAGGGCCGGCUGCGGCGAUCAGCGAGCAGAACAGGUCCGCAAGGCAGCGGCGACCGAGCUCCAGUGCCGCCAACGUGAAGGAUUCCUCGUGCAGAGCAUUACCAACCCAAGCUCAUCUCAGCAUUCAACUAGAGGUGUAAAAGUAACGAAAAAAAAAGCGUACCCGUUAGUUAUGGGAAAGGAAAAGGACUAUUACAAAGUGUUGGAACUUUCGAAAGAUGCUUCAGACGAUGAAAUAAAGAAGGCGUAUCGUAGGCUGGCUUUAAAGUACCACCCAGACAAGAACAAAUCUCCCGAUGCGGAGGACAAGUUCAAGGACGUGGCGGAGGCAUACGAAGUAUUGAUCGACAAAAAGAAGCGGGACAUUUACCAUCAGUCCAGUGAUAAGGGGCUGGGGAGAGAUACCCAUGUGGGUGGCAGGUACACUGACGGCUCGUAUACCUCUUACACCUCUUGCAUCUUCCACAGGAAUCCAUGUGCUACCUUCGGGGAGAGUUUUUGCACAUGCAAUCCAUUUCAGAAUGUCUUUUACAUGUGCGAUUCGUUCGCGAUGGCGAGCAACCUGCAAAGGGCCAAGGAAAAAAUGCAGGAUCCGACGAUUAAGCGCGACCUGUAUGUGGAUCUAGAGAACAUCCUGCAUGGCUGCACCAAGAAGAUGAAGGUCUAUUGGCACGUGCUACAGCCAGAUGGAUCGGCCCGCAAGGAGGAAAAGGAGUUGACGAUCAACGUGCAACCAGGGUGGAAGGCUGGCACCAAGAUCUUAUUCGAGCGCGAGGAGGACCCGGACAGCAUCAAGAUACCUGUCGACAUCGUCUUCAUCAUCCGCGACAAGGCACACCCCAUGUUCAAGAGGGAGGGCAGUGACCUUCGCUACACCGCCCGCAUAUCCCUCAAGCAGGCGCUGUGCGGCACUCUGAUAGAAGUACCGACGCUGAGUGGGGAGAAGAUCCCACUGAACCUGCGACAUGAAGUGAUCAAGCCCACCACUGUGAAGAGGAUCCAGGGCCAAGGGCUGCCCUACCCAAAGGAGCCCAGCAAGCGGGGGGACCUCCUGGCAUCCUUCGACAUCAAGUUCCCUGAUACAGUUUCGAAAAGUGCCCAGGACAUACUGUGCAAUAUGUUACCAAAAUAAUUGCUUCAUUUCAUUCUCGCUAUUUGCAUAUUCACAUUAUUGAAAAUUUUCAAAAUUGAUUUUUUUAUUUGUGUGUAAUAUUUUUAUUAUUUACUAAUGUGAAAGAUUUUAUUCUACAGAUAUUUUGAAAUAUGUGUAUGUUAAUUAUCGCUACUGCCACUUCUAUUAUAAUAGUUUAUUUGUCAGCAGAGUGGGCUGUAGUGAUUUUUUUCCUUUAUGUAUAGGGGUGAUAUAG